AUGCUUGAUAACGACGACACACUAGCCGACAGGGAAGUGCUCGGCGUGCUCCGCCAGCAGCUCCCGCCGCAGCUACGCAACGUCGAAUCCGUCGAAGAUCUGCUGGAGUACGGCAUCUCUGUUGCCAAGGCCGAACGCGACAAAGCGGUGAAGAACUUUCUGAACACCAAAAAACUCAUGGCAAACAUCAAGCUCCUUGAACGUCUGGAUGACAAUACUCGGGCAUACAUCGACGCAGGAAACGGGAUAUUCCUCCCAGCACGCCUGAAAGACCGGCGCAUACUCGUUCACAUCGGUUACCAAUUCUACCUCGCUAUGGACCACGACGAAGCGUACACAUUCGCCUCCGAGCGGCUCAAGCUACUGCAAAAGAACAUCGACGCGCUGAACGCCAAAGUGGCUGAGCAGCGGGCGCAGGCGUUUAUAAUUGCAGAAACGUUAUGCACGAUGUCAGCGGCGGGCAUUCGUUGA
Molecule: messenger RNA, 471 nt
Organism: Babesia bigemina
Lineage: Eukaryota; Apicomplexa; Aconoidasida; Piroplasmida; Babesiidae
Exons: 4
Coding region: 1-471 (156 amino acids)
Source: RefSeq, a predicted model, not a curated record